Messenger RNA from Rhipicephalus sanguineus (brown dog tick), 1938 nucleotides. RefSeq lists its product as uncharacterized. The transcript has 14 exons. Gene Ontology annotation, molecular function: serine-type endopeptidase inhibitor activity. The record is from RefSeq and is a predicted model, not a curated record. The coding region runs from base 46 to 1938 and encodes 630 amino acids. NCBI's taxonomy places the organism in Eukaryota, Metazoa, Arthropoda, Arachnida, Ixodida, Ixodidae.
GGACAAGUAACGGGAACCACACAAUUAUUGGGCCCGCAAGGAACUAUGAGCACUUCAACCGAACAACAGACAGGCUCUUCGCAGUUGACGCAAGGCUCUGGUACUGCUACAACGCAUGGUUCAAUUCAAGGCGGACUUCAACAACAGGGAGGCCAGACAGCAACCGGGACCAACGUUUCCAGCGCGAAUGGAAUUAUUAGCACAACUGAAGUGUCGACAUCGCAGUCGAGUGCUGGUGGAAUUAUCGUCACUCAAGUAACAAAAGGACAAGAAGAAUCGCAGAAACAAACGGGGAUCAUCAAAGAAGGUUCCAGCCAGACAGGAAAUCAAGGGCCCUCGGGUGGGCAGCAAAAGCCUCGUCCUGAGCUUAAACUACCAACUAUAUACGUAUCGAAACUUAGACCUCCUCCAAUCGAUAAAGACUGCAAGGUGACACUCUCUUACGUACCAGCACGAAGAUGCAGGCGUCCAAGAUGGUAUUACGAUAGUGAGAAGAAAGCCUGCCGUCCAAGCUGCACUAAAGAAGCACCGUUUUAUAACAAAAUAGCCUGCGAUGGAGUGUGCCGAACUCUGGAAGCUUGCGACUUUCCAAUGGCAAGCAUUCCUUGCUUCUUCCGUAAGGUGCACGUUGUAUACAUUUAUAAUCAGUGGAAGAAGAAAUGCAUGAAGGGAUACGAUUGUUCUUAUUUCGGAAAUAAAUUCCCAACUUUAAGAGAAUGCCAACAAACUUGCAAACUCUAUGAAGCUCUUCGUCAUGUGAAGAACACCACACAGAGCAGCUCUCAAGUCUCCACCAAAAGAGAGAAGAUAAUUUCAACUAUGUCUCAACAACAAAAAGUGUCGCAGUCAGCCAUAUCUUCCGUGCAAGGGUCUUUAAGUUCUCAAACAAGCCAUGGCCAUGAGUCGACAAGCACUAUAUCAAGCAGCGCCCAGUUGUCCCAAUCUGCGGGCCAGUCAGCGACACAGCAAAAUUCGGAAACCGGUUCUGGCGUUCAAAUCAACGGCGGAUCCCAACAUCAGACAAUAACUGGAGCCGGCGUAGGCUCUCACCAUUCGACGGAGGGAGAGACUACCAUUUCAAGUGGUCAGCACAUCUCGUCACUUACAGGUGGUGCGCACCAUAAUAUGGAAAGUUCCACAACAAACAGCUUCCAGCAGUCGAGCCAAAUAAGCCAUUCACUCUCAUCCUCGAGUCACCAAAUCAAUCAGUCGCACACAGGGUCAUCUGCACACCUACAGAUUGAAACGAACGGAAUGGGAACAGGAGCAGGUCAGCAGAACACAAUCCGUGGCACAACUGGUAGCUCUGAAAAUUCCAUCCACACGAACUAUAAUGGUUUAACUGGGAGUGGCCAACACGGCUCGUCUGUCUCAGGAUCGCCUUCUCACUCUGUCCUUGUAGGACAUCAAAUUGUUACAGGAGCAGGUCAGCAGAACACAAUCCGUGGCACAACUGGUAGCUCUGAAAAUUCCAUCCACACGAACUAUAAUGGUUUAACUGGGAGUGGCCAACACGGCUCGUCUGUCUCAGGAUCGCCUUCUCACUCUGUCCUUGUAGGACAUCAAGUUGUUACAGGUGGGCAACAUCAAACCACUACUUCUGGAGGAAGCAGCUGGCAAACGUCCAGCCACAUAAGUGGCUCUGGUACAUCUGUGAGUCAUCAGACUGGUUCGUCAUCCUCAGGAGUAUCUGUUGGCUCCAGCACUCAUGGACAGCUACAAGGAGCAGUGGAAACAUGUGGGGCACCGUUGAAAACUGCCCUCUGUAUGUUUGACGUAUAUGCUAUGUACGCCUACGACGCCUAUUCAGGAACUUGCUUCAUGUUAUACGACUGUUCUCUACACGGAAAUAAGUUCCCUACCAUACAAACAUGCAGGCACGCUUGCGUACGAGGUGCACCAGCGCUGCCGGGAGGCGCACAAGUGUCCGGAGUUUAA